AUGAAUAGAGAACCAGCAAACAAUUCAAUGGGCUUCUACAAGGAAGCAUGUGCACCAGUAUAUUGCAGAGAUAUCACUUACAAGAAAGUCACUGGUGUACUUGGUAAGUUACGGGGGAGACUUAUUGUCACAUUCUUAUGGUGUUUCCUUAACGUGGCUUUUUACACUUUUGUGGCUUUCGGUUUCUGGUGGUUAAACAUUUUCGACGAGGAAGGGAGGAUUAGACCUUUGGCAUUUAUAAUCUGUCUAUCGAUUCCUGCUUUCGCCGGAUUAAUUUUCUUCAUAGUUGUUUGUAGUAUCGCAACAGUAGUUACAGUAUUAGAAAAGGAUUAUGGUGGAAGAGUUAUGGCAAAGAGUAUGGUGGUACUGAUUAUGGGUAAGAUAUGGGUUUCUUGUACUGUCUUUGGUUUGCUUGGAAUCGCAUUGACUGGUAUAAUUUUCAUGUUCUGUUACCUGGUGGUCUAUGGAAACAAAAUGAGUUUGGUGGGUAAAGUAUUUGUGGGAAUUGGUUGUCACUUGUUGUUGGCUGUUUGGAUUCAUUUCUUGCUUGUUGUUCAAACCGUGGUUUACUUCGUCUGCAAAUCUCACCACAACGAAGACGUAUCUACUGUUGGGACUCACUUAGAGAUCCCUGUGAUACAUUUGGGUAGGGAGAUAAAAGACGUUCAGUUAGAGCGAGUACCUGCAGUUUGA
Papaver somniferum (opium poppy) is the source of this 693-nucleotide messenger RNA. RefSeq lists its product as uncharacterized. The transcript is spliced from 2 exons. The record is from RefSeq and is a predicted model, not a curated record. NCBI's taxonomy places the organism in Eukaryota, Viridiplantae, Streptophyta, Magnoliopsida, Ranunculales, Papaveraceae. Bases 1 to 693 code for a protein of 230 amino acids.